UCGCCAUUUUUUUACCGACCCUACAUUUGUCAGUUACCGAAAUUUUAUUUACCGAUAGAACCUAUUGUUUAUUGUCAUUUUCAAAUAUUUUGAAAAUAAAAUAUAAAUAUUUGAAAAUCCUGUCGAAUUCACUGUCUUAAGCGCUUAUUUUUUCCAAUUAUAUUAAUACUGAAAUUCUAAUUAUGGAAACACCUAUACAGGAUGAUUACAAAGCAAUUACUUUCUUGAAUAAUACUGGUGAUGUUGAAGAUGGUUCUUCGGCUAUAUUCAUGGAUGGUCAAUAUUUCAUACCAGCCAAUACUAAAACAAUUUUACUCCCUGAUGAUGAAACGCAGUAUCUCAUUCACAAUACAGGAGAUAUAUUGUUCAACUGCACUGACGACAAUGCCAUUUUCAACAGUAAUGAAGUAUUCCAUCUGGUGAAUAAUAUAGAAAACGAAGAGGUUCAGGAUCAGAAUCAAAUUGUUUAUUUUACUAAUGAUGUUGAUGUAUCACCUAAGGGUGAAAUUAGUUUAAUGGAUGUUAUCGAGCCUUCCAUGAUUAAAAAUAAAACCGAGACUGAAUUUUUAAACUUGGGAUCUAUUUUGGAUGUCAGAAAUGAGAAUGAAUUCAUGGAAAAUGACGAAACGAAUGGAUUACAGUACAUUGUCCAGUUACAGAACUUCAAUUCGUUUCAAAAUGCCGGAGAUGUAAAAAUGGAGAAUAUUUCAGAACAGUCUUAUAAUACAUUCGAAGGUGAUGUUGAAUCUUCAUUACCAGUUGAUAUUUCUAAGAUAACAGGUAAAAAUUUAUUGACCGGGCAAACAGUGACGUUAGAUAGCUAUUUGGAAAAAGUAAGGAACUCUAGCAAAGAAUUAAUUUUGAAUCAAACAGAGGGUAAUUCGAGGAGGAAAAACGAACAAACUGCCCUCUCGAACUUACUCAAUAAAAAAUUGACCAUCGGCAAGACGCUCAAAGGCCAACGUUUGAUUGGGAAAGUAAUACAUGUGGGCAAGAAAGAUGCGCAAGAAGAACAGGCUGUGAUAGAUAUGCAAUCGGAAACCGUUGAGGAGCUUCAUCUUCCAGAUGAAAUCGGUGUUGAUUUAUCUGCGUCUUACUAUGAUGCCGUUGAAAAUCAUGUUCCUAAUUCUGUGAUAAUAGAGGAUAAUCAAAACGACGAAGAAAAUAUACUGUUGGAGAACAUGAACGAGAUGUUGAUACUGGACAGACCGGAAGUUGCCAUUGAAUUCGAUGACCGUCCCAAUGAAGAUCAAACGACGGAUGAUAAAAAAAUCGAUGAGCACAUGGUGGAGUAUGUAACAAAAACAAUGUCGAAUCUGAUGAACAUGGAGGUGGUCUUGAAGAAGUUAAAGAGGAAAAACUUGUUGAUCAAGGUAUUGGAGAGGGUUAUCGAGGACGAUCAAGUGAAGGUCAAUACGUCUCAGGUGAGGGGGCACCUCGAGAUGUUGGGGGGAUGGCAGAAGCACGAGUACGAAGAGAAGUGGGUGUUCAAGAUGGACACCGAGAAAGGGGAUGAUGGGAAUGACGAAUGGCUCGAGCUUUGGUCAAGAAAAUUUCCUGAAACCAUGAAACUCGCCAUAUCCAUCAUCAAGGUGGACGAUCGGAUCAAAUCGACCAAGGUCAAUCUGAAUUAUAAUCUGGAGAAGUGCAACGUGUGUUCCAAGGGGUUCAAGUCCACGUACAAGCUGAGAACGCACAUGAAGUUGUCGCACAAUGUCGAUUAUCAGUAUAGGUGUCAGAUUUGUGAUCAAUCCUUGGAAAAUAAGGAAGUUUAUUAUCAACAUCGAAAGUACCAUGUGGACAUGAAAGAACUGUUUCCUUGUACGGAGUGCGGAAGGCACUUUUUAAACGUUCAAAAAUUAUUGAAGCACCUGAGCACCCACAGUAACGACGGUUUGAGGGUGAAUUGGACGGUUUGUGGGGAAUCCACUGAAAAUGUAUCGACAUGGAAGGAGGAUGGGUGUAAAAAUGAAUCGAGCAACAAAUCUAACAAGCUAUUUCAGGGUAGGAACCGUUCAGUGGAGGGAAAUAUCGACGUUAAGAACUGUUACGUCUGCAAGGUUUGCAACAGGACGUUCUCCAGGUACUCGAACUUGCAAAGACAUUCUGAAAUUCACGGUACAAAGAACUCCAUGGCAAUUUACAGUUGCAGUAUGUGUGGUUGCACCUACAAUUACAUCUCAUCGUUAACCCGUCACAUUGUUCAAAAUCAUAUAUCGGCUACGUAAUCUAAUUUAUUGUCAGGGAAUCUGUUGGAAAAUAAAGUGAUUUUAAAAA
Coccinella septempunctata (seven-spotted ladybird) is the source of this 2277-nucleotide messenger RNA. RefSeq names its product zinc finger protein 789-like. Gene Ontology annotation, biological process: regulation of transcription by RNA polymerase II. Gene Ontology annotation, molecular function: RNA polymerase II cis-regulatory region sequence-specific DNA binding; DNA-binding transcription activator activity, RNA polymerase II-specific. Lineage: Eukaryota; Metazoa; Arthropoda; Insecta; Coleoptera; Coccinellidae. The transcript is spliced from 10 exons. Gene Ontology annotation, cellular component: nucleus. The record is from RefSeq and is a predicted model, not a curated record. The coding region runs from base 183 to 2228 and encodes 681 amino acids.